CCAACUGCGAGGCAAAGCGUCGUUACGUUCUCAGUUAAACCUCCCUCUGCCCUCAUCCAGCGGUGGAGAAAAUUCAACUUUCUGAACGGCAGCCACGACAUGAGUUGUACCUGAAGGUACCGCAUCUUCGGUGCACCAAAGAAAUGAACUAGGACCGUAGGAGAGAUCACUUGUUUCUUGAGGACAUCUGAGAUGUACUGUGAAACCAUGAGGUUGAAGAAAAGCCCAGGACUUUUCCCUGUGCUGUGCUUGAUCACCUGUUUUUGUGCCUUCUACAAGACUACAGCCAUAGACAUCCCACUAGAAGUUUUAGGUCAUGUAAACAUUAAGCAGCUGCCCACCAUCACAGCUCAGUCGCCCAGCUCUCUCAUCGCCCUCCCUUUUGAUGAGAGCUUCCCCAUGAUGUGUGAAGCCAAAGGGAAUCCCAGGCCAGAAUUUAAAUGGACGAAGAAUGGCCAGGAAUUUGACCCCUCUCUAGACCCCCGGCUGAUGAAAGAGGAGAAUUCUGGGACCUUUGUGAUACCCAAUAAUGGAAACCUUACAGAAUACCAGGGAGCCUAUCGCUGUUACGCCUCAAACAGACUGGGGACCGCCAUAUCAGGAGAGAUUGAGUUCAUUGUGCCUCAUGUUCCUAAGUUUCCUAAGGAGACACUAGAGCCUGUAGUGGUGGAGGAAGGUCAGCCUUUUAUUUUGAAAUGUGACCCACCUAAAGGGAUACCACCCCUGCAGAUCUACUGGAUGACGAUCAGUCUUCAGCACAUAGAGCAGGAUGAAAGAGUGUCAAUGGGCCUAAAUGGCGACCUUUACUUCUCCCACGCUGAGGAAAAAGACAGCAGAAGAGACUACUGCUGUUUCGCUGCCUUCCCCAGAAUAAGAACAAUCGUUCAGAAAACUGCCAUGUCUGUCACUGUCAAGACAAAAAAAAGUGACAAUAAUCCUGAUACUGCUAAUGCCAUCCCUGAGAGAAGACCCUCUCUUCUGACGCCCUCUGGUGUCAGAUCAGAGGUACAGCUUGUCAAAGGGGAGGACUUGAAACUGGAGUGUAUUGCUGAGGGGUUUCCAACACCACAGGUCGAGUGGGUGAAGAUAGGUCGUCAGCUUCCACUGAAGGCAAAAAUGGAGAAUCAUGGGAAACUGCUUAUUAUACAGAAUGCUGAAGAGGAGGACAAUGGGAAGUACAUGUGCAAGGCUAAGAACACACUUGGGGAAUCUGUUCAUUACUUCUCUGUCACAGUGGAGGGCCCUCCAGAGUGGGUGUCUGAGCCUGAGAGUCAGCUCCGAAUGAUUGGCUCAGACGUACUCCUCAAGUGCUUGGCCAGUGGCAUUCCUGCGCCAACAAUAAUAUGGAGGGUGAAUGGUGUACCACUGCAAGAAGUGCCAGCUGCCAACAGGAAGGUGUUAGAUGAUACCAUCGUUUUACACAACGCCAAAGUAUCGGACAGUGCGGUCUAUCAGUGCGAGGCAUCCAACAGACAUGGAACCCUUCUGUCCAAUGCAAACAUCAUGAUUAUGAAUCUACCUCCCAUGAUUUUGACCAAGGAAGGGGAGGAUUACUCUGCUGUGGAGGGGAAAGGAGUGAUGAUGCACUGUGAGGUCUUCAGCUCUCCUCCCUCUACUAUCACUUGGAGCAAGGACGACUCCUCUGAAGCAGUGGAGGGACCAAGGUUUACUGUUCAUGACAAUGGGUCCCUGGAGAUCUUUGAUGUAGAGAAAGAGGACAAUGGGCAAUACACAUGUGUAGCUAAAAACUCAGAGGGCUUGUCAGCUAUUGAAGCUGUGCUUUAUGUAAAAGAUCCCACUAGAAUAGUGGUGCCCCCAGAGGACCUGAAGAUCUUAAUAGGAACCACGGCCCAGCUCUCAUGCCUGGCAGAGUACGACAAGUCCUUCAGCAACGACUUUGAGCUCCUUUGGGAAAAAGAUGAUGUGGAGAUAGCCCUGAACUACACUGAGAGUUCAAGCAGAUACUUUUUGGAGGAUGGGAUUCUCCAGAUUAUCAAUGUAAGCCACAUGGACAAGGGUGUGUACACAUGUGUAGCAAGAACUCCAGUGGACCAACAGAGAGCCUCAGCGCUACUCACUGUGUUAGAUGUCCCUGAUGCACCCGAGUACUUGGUUCUGUCUGAACACAAGAGCAAAAGUGUGAAGCUGAAAUGGAUCCCUGGGGACGAUCACAACAGCUCAACAACAGAGUUUAUUAUCGAGUAUGAAGAAAGCCAGUGGGAGCCAGGUAACUGGAAGGAGCUGCUCCGAGUACCUGGAAACCACAAUCUGGCUGUCCUCAAACUUCACGGCCAUGUUGACUAUCGUUUCCGUGUGUCGGGUGUUAAUGAUGUCGGGAGGGGUCUUCCCAGCAGGCCCACAGAGAGAUACAAAACGCCCCCUGCAGCUCCUGACAAGAACCCUGAAAAGAUCAAGAUUGAAGGUCAUUUACCACAUGAAAUGGAUAUCAACUGGGAGCCCUUGUUACCCAUUGAGCACAAUGGUCCUGGUUUAGAGUAUAAGGUGAGUUACAGGAGGCAGGAUGUGGAGGAGGACUGGAAGGAACACACGGGGAAGAGACACUCGUUUGUGGUGAAGAACACUCCAACCUUUGUGCCGUAUGAGAUCAAGGUCCAAGCCAGGAACCAUCAGGGCUGGGGCCCCGAACCCAAGAUAGUGACCGGCUACUCAGGAGAAGACUUUCCGUCUGCUGCACCUGAAGACGUAGCUGUGGAGGUGAUGAACAACUCUGUGGUCAAGGUUAGCUGGACUCGUGUACACAAGGACAAGUUACACGGACAUCUGGGAGGCUACAGGAUAAACUGGUGGCGUCUGCGCAGUCUAGUGGAGUCAAAGAAAAGCCAUGGAGAAAAACAAACACUCACUCUCCCUGGGGACCGGAGCCAUGCAGUGGUACCGGGACUGAUACCCUUCUCUGAGUACAGCCUCAUCGUCAUGACCUUCAAUGGGCGGGGCAACGGCCCGGGCAGCCAUCCCGUCAACUUCAAAACCCCAGAGGGAGUCCCCGAGAAAAAUCCUGUUUUCAGGGUCAUGGAAGUACAGAAGCACUCUGUCUCUCUGGUCUGGGCACCGCCAUUGGAGCCUAAUGGAAUUCUCACCGGGUACCUCCUUGAGUAUCAGCUCAUCAAUGACACAGAGGAAGUGGGGCCACUGCAGACAGUCGACAUCAGCAAACCUGACACCACCAAGUGGAUCCUGCGCGACCUGGAAUCUGUGAGCAAAUACAAGUUUUACCUUCGCUCGUGUACCACCGUGGGCUGUGGGCCUGUCAUCAGUGAGGAGUGCACCACAACAUUAGAAACAACUUCCAUUUUGGCCUCCACUAUUGGCCUCAGCAAGUCAGCUUCCCCCUCACCUCCAAGCACUCCAAAGUCCCCAGUGACCAAAUCCACUCGUUCCACCAUAGGUCUGGCCAGCAUGCAAGGAGGAAUAUCCACCCAGGGCUGGUUUAUCGGCCUGAUGUGUGCAAUCGCUUUCCUCACACUCAUUGUGUUGAUUGCCUGCUUUGUCAACAGAAAUAAAGGGGGGAAAUAUUCAGUAAAAGAAAAAGAAGACCUUCAUCCAGACGUGGAGUCCCAGGGCAUGAAUGAUGACACAUUUUGUGAAUACAGUGACAACGACGAGAAGCCACUGAAGGGCAGCCAACACUCGCUGAGCAGAGAGAUCAAAGCAGGGGACAGCGGAGACAGCCUGGUGGACUACGGCGAUGAGGAUGUUCAGUUCAACGAGGACGGCUCCUUUAUCGGCGAGUACGCGGGGCGGAAGGAGAAGAGAGCAUCCACUGAGAUCAAAGCCACCGUUCAGACCUCGGCAUGAGGAGUGGAACCACCAUCCAUCGUCCCCCAGACACUGUUUUCAUUAAACCUUCUGGGAGGAACAAAUAAAAAAAGGAAACAGACAUUAUCCACACCAAGCACAGGGUUUUGUGUCAAAUGUAAUGCGUCAUUGUCAACUGCAUAUUGCCACCUACCUUUUGUAAAGCUCUGUUUUGUCAAGUUGCAACAGAAUGACCAUGACUAAAUACUGUGUAUAUAUAGUGUAAAUUGUACGUCAAGGUGUUUUCUUUUUAAUAAUUAUUAUCACACAAAAGUCUGGAGGGCUUGUAUUGUCUUUUUUUUUAAAAUGUCCAUUACUUCAGCUGCAGUUUCUACAAAUUUGUCUUUGUCAGUUGCACAUCAUUAUGCAGCUUUGGCUCUGAUGUUAUCAUAUAGCAGACCACCAGUGUUGGGCAAGUUACUCAGGAAGUGUAUUAAUUUACUUUGUACUCAUUGCUUUUUUAAAAAGGAAAACUAUCACCCAUUCAUUCCCUUAUAUUUAAUACCACUUUAAUACUGCCAUACCCCAACCCCACUUUUUUUCUUUGCAUCUAAGAAAAAAUAAAAAGGUAAAAAAGAAAAUACUACAAUUUAAUGAAGGCUACAUUCUGGAUUCUUGCCUCUCUGCCGUUCCCCAUCCUUAGUUAGGCUCACUGACCAGUAAACUUUGGACCUACUAUUACCUGCGAUGGAUGCACAACAUCUGAAAAUACCUAGUUUUCAAACAAAUGCCAUUUCCCAAAGCAGUAACUUUUUUACUUGUGUUUUAAUUUUGUUAAAGUUUUAAAAUGUUAACCUUUUGCCCUACUCCUUACAGAAGGAAAUAAUAAUUUUACAGUUAUCCAUUUCUGAGUUCUGUGUUACUGCCCAACACUACAAAGCACACACAAGUUGGAAUAUCAAGUAGAUAUUUUCAUCUGGGGGAUAUAUUACUGACUUUUUAUAUUUGAAAUAAAUUUAUUAAAUAUGAUGUAAGAUGUGUAAAAGUUGCUUAUUAACUUAUUCUUUUCUGGUUGUUUUAUACCUGACAAAAUAACAAGGAUAUUGACAUAUCAUUACAUAUCAUGAAUAUUGAUUCUUGUGUCAUGAGAAAAGAUUUUGUCCUGUUUAGCAGAUGUGUAUCAAUUAGACAGAUUGAAUUAAGAAUGCAGCCUCUAAAGCCCAUCAUGCCUCACUGUAAAACCCAACAUGGAAGAGAUUUUAAACAUUGUAAUCCAGGUUUAAUUAGAAAUGUGAGAGACAUUUAUUUACCGAUUCUGGAGAAUCUUAAUAAAAACCUCAUGCGCUACAAUAAAUGGGUUAAAUUUCAGGCUAAGCAGACUGAUUCCACUCUCAUGACUCUACGGUGUUUUAAAUCUGCCACAAACAGUUGAUUACAUAAGCUUAGUAUUUUAACUGGAAAUGGCCAAACUGCCAUCUAGCAUCUGUAGAAAUCAAUAUUAGUCAUCACAGAGUUUGGAUUUUUUUUUUCUCAUAAGAAAAAAAUAAAGUGUAUAAAAAGUGUGAUUUAUAGCUACAGAAAUGAAGGGGAGCUUGAAGGGGUUUUUCAGUGACUCUGAACAGAUAUUUUAGCGCACAUACAUGACAGGUAUCACAUGAUUAUAUUCAAAUUCCCUAUGCCAUAAAACUGUUCUUGUUUUAUUCUGAAUUUAUGUCACCUGAGAGUCAAACUCAGAAAAUGUUCAUGCACUCCUGACCAUCACUGGUUUUGCUACAAGGCCCAUGAGGUAAAUGCCUGUCUUUUAGAGCAUCGGUUCCCAACCUGGGGUCCAGGCACCCCUAGGGGUGCACUAAAAAUCUCAGGGGGGCACGGGGCCCUGUCUACUCUGACAUUGUCAAAAUUCAAUGUGUAUAUAUUUUUAAAAAUCUUGAUUAAAAGGGUAAUGUACAAUGGUGUAUCAGAGCCACACUAAAAGAAAA
Molecule: messenger RNA, 5735 nt
Organism: Cheilinus undulatus (humphead wrasse)
Lineage: Eukaryota; Metazoa; Chordata; Actinopteri; Labriformes; Labridae
Gene: chl1b
Product: cell adhesion molecule L1-like b
Exons: 29
Coding region: 193-3816 (1207 amino acids)
Biological process (GO): brain development; cell-cell adhesion
Molecular function (GO): cell-cell adhesion mediator activity
Source: RefSeq, a predicted model, not a curated record